Messenger RNA from Plectropomus leopardus (leopard coralgrouper), 2934 nucleotides. Its product is annotated as protein phosphatase 1 regulatory subunit 29-like. The record is from RefSeq and is a predicted model, not a curated record. NCBI's taxonomy places the organism in Eukaryota, Metazoa, Chordata, Actinopteri, Perciformes, Serranidae. Gene Ontology annotation, cellular component: plasma membrane. Gene Ontology annotation, molecular function: protein binding.
AUGGCCAGCAGACUCCGUUUGUCCUCCCUGUGUUUCUCCCUCCUGCUCCCUGCACUGUUGCUCCUCCACCUGCCCGGCACGGUGAAAGGGGACUGCUGGCUGAUAGAGGGGGAUAAAGGCUACGUUUGGCUGGCUAUCUGCAGUCAGAACCAGCCUCCGUACGAGACCAUCCCCCAGCACAUCAACAGCACGGUCCAUGAUCUGAGGCUGAACGAGAACAAACUUAAGGCUGUGCUCUUUACCUCCAUGUACCGCUUCACUAACCUUACUGACCUCAAUCUUACCAAGAACGAGAUCAGCUACAUCGAGGACGGAGCCUUUGCUGGACAGGCCAACCUACAGGUUCUCCAGCUGGGCUACAACAAGCUGACGAACCUUACCGAGGGCAUGUUGAGAGGUCUGGGUCGAAUGCAGUGCCUCUUCUUGCAACACAACCUUAUCGAGGUCAUUGCCACCAAUGCCUUCUGGGAGUGUCCCAGCCUCAGCAGCCUGGACUUAUCUUCCAAUAAGCUGUCCCGUCUUGACCCUUCUACCUUCACUGUCCUAAACAGACUGAUGGUGUGUGAGCUUGCAGGAAACCCUUUCCACUGUGGCUGUGAGCUCUACAGCUUUCUCACCUGGCUGGACUCGUUUAACAAUGUCACUCACACCUACGACCGCCUCCAGUGCGAAACCCCUUUGGAAAUGACUGGUUAUCCGCUUCUGAGCCCGCUGCCUGGACACGGUAGAAAUGCCCGUUACACUCUUUUAUCAAUGUGUCGGGAUGGCGUGAUAAUUCCCGGUAUGACCUCCCAGACACCAGAUCAGGAUGGUUCAGGUAUGGGUUUGGAAAACCCAGACCAAGGUCUGUACCAUCAACCAACCAUAUCAUCCACCGCUGACCCCACCUAUAACCAUCAGAUUUCUAUGAAGCUUCAAACGGUCUCCCUCUUCACUGCUUCUCUUCUAGUGCAGAUCCCACGACCAUACAGUAAGAUGUACAUCCUCUCCCAGUACAACCAGACUUUUGUGGCAGAUAUUAAACCCCUUAAAAACAAGCGGGAGACAGUCACUUUGGACAAACUGAAACCUCACACGAACUACACUUAUUGUGUGGCUUCUGUGAGCAAAACCCAGCGCUACAACCACACCUGUCUGUCCUUUACCACACGAGCUUUGGGGGCAGGAGACCAGCGAACCAAUUCAUCCACAACUACCCACUACAUCAUGACCAUCUUGGGAUGUCUGUUCGGCAUGGUCAUUGUUCUUGGAUUUGUCUAUUACUGUCUCAGACGGCGACGCAUCCAGGAGGAGAAGCAGAAAGCUAUAAGUGUGAAGAAAACUAUUUUGGAGAUGAGGUAUGGCCCAGAGGCUGCUGCGGCAGUGGCCAAUGACCCCGGCGCCAUGCAGCGCCUCCAGGAGCAGGCUCACCACCAGCACCACCAUUCAGGAGGAGCAGGAGGCAAGCUGCCCCAGUCUGCCUCCUCUAGCACAGGCAUGCUUCACGGCUCAGCCAACACUAGCUCUUCUCGCCUCUCCACCUUGCCACAGGUGGAGAAAAUGGCUACUGCCUUCACUGAGGCAAUGGGCAGCAAGGGCAACUACAUGGAUGUGAGGACGGCAGGAGUGGCAGGGGAAGGCAGGGAGGGAGGGGUGGGAGCUGGAGGAGCAGUGAUAGGAGGGGAAGUAGUUGUGGAUAUGCGAGGUGGGGCUGAGAAUGGGACAGAGGCUGGGGAGGAUUCGGAUGACGAUGGCCGUGGCUCAGCGUCCGAGAUCUCCACCAUCGCCAAGGAGGUGGACAAGGUGAACCAGAUCAUCAACAACUGCAUCGACGCCCUGAAGCUGGAUGCCUCUGCUAAUGUUGUCACCACCGCUGACAAUAGCAACUCGGUGUCCUCCGCCCAGCCACCAGCUUGCAUCGCCUCCCUACCCCGCAACCUCCUACCCCUCUCUCCGGGCCACCCUGGAGAUCAGAUCAUGGCCUCUUCUCCAAAAGUGCAUCCAAAGUCUCACCCCCAGCCUCAUCCUCAGCCUCAUCCUCAGCCACAUCCUCAGCCACAUCCCCAGCCUCAUCCUCAUCCUCAGCUACAUCAGCCGCCUCACCCUCCUUCUAUGGCCCCAGUGCCCCUGGUCAUGCCACUAUCUGAGCGGCCAGGAAUUAGUGGUGGGGGGUUCCUCUCUCCUCCUUACCGUGAUCCACCACCAGCCAAUGCAGUGCGGCCCCUUCAGAGGCAGAUGAGCGCUGACACUGCUGUGGUGAAGAACCGUUGCGGUGCCCCUGUUGUAGGAUCUGCAAAGAGCAACAGGGUGUACAGUGUGGAUAUCCCUGAGCAGCGCAGUGAUCCUCCCAAGUACCCAACAGAAAAGAGCAGCCCUGUCGGUUGUAGUGGAGGCGGUGGAAGUGGAGGAGGCGGUGCAGUAGUGGGCUGCAAUGGGAAUGGGAUGGGAAACAUAAAUGGUGGAGGGGUGAGCGUGAAUGGGGGUGGGAUGGGGUGUAAUAAUGGGAAUGGAGGUGGAGGUGCGGUGGUUGGCCCCGGACAGCAGCAGCAGCACCACUUGGAGGUUCAACCAGACUACCACAGCUCCGAGCACCGCCACUCCUUUCCUGCACUCUACUAUGAGGGUGGCAACGAGUCACCCUCCCCGGCCCAAAAGGCCUCAUUCCUCAAGCCACUGGGCCGCACCAAGAGGGAUGCCACAGCCACCUACUCCCAGCUCUCACCUUCUCGUCACCACAACUACAACUCUGGAUACUCCUCCAGUCCAGAGUAUUCGUCUGAGAGCACACUGCGGAUCUGGGAGCGAUUCCGGCCUUACAAGAAAAGCCCCAGAGAGGAAGCAUCCUAUAUAGCGGCAGGCCACGCCCUGCGUAAGAAGGUGCAGUUUGCCAAGGACGAGGACCUUCACGAUAUUUUGGACUACUGGAAGGGGGUUUCUGCCCAGCAGAAGCUGUGA